Molecule: messenger RNA, 4078 nt
Organism: Girardinichthys multiradiatus
Lineage: Eukaryota; Metazoa; Chordata; Actinopteri; Cyprinodontiformes; Goodeidae
Product: serine/threonine-protein kinase DCLK1-like
Exons: 16
Coding region: 240-2483 (747 amino acids)
Biological process (GO): intracellular signal transduction; protein phosphorylation
Molecular function (GO): ATP binding; protein kinase activity
Source: RefSeq, a predicted model, not a curated record
GAGCAAGGGAGGGUGGAGGACACCGGCUGCCCUGCCUCCCAUCUUCAUGUGAGCACACACACACACACACACAACAGAGCAGACACACAACAGGACGGCCAAGCACAAUCACAGGGCAACAAAGGGACGCAUGCUGCACCCAAGGCAUAAAAUAAAUAAGAUUAUUAUUUAAGACUUCCGCACAGAGAGCCUUUUUGCUUACCUCUGGACUCAUCUUUAAGGGCGUGAAAGAAACCGUCAUGGAGCUGGAGCACUUUGAUGAGCGGGACAAGGCUCAGAGAUACACUCGAAGGGGCUCCAGAGGGAAUGGUCUCCCUAGUCCCACUCAUAGUGCUCACUGCAGCCUGUACAGAACCAGGACACUGCAAAAACUGAGCUCGGAAAAGAAGGCCAAGAAGAUUCGUUUCUACCGCAACGGUGACCGCUACUUUAAAGGGAUUGUGUAUGCCAUUUCUCAGGAGAGAUUUAGGUCUUUAGAUACUCUCCUUGCAGAUCUCACAAGAUGUCUGUCAGAUAAUGUCAACUUGCCCCAAGGAGUGAGGACCAUAUAUACUGUUGAUGGGGCAACAAGGAUCACCAAUAUAGACCAGCUGGAGGAAGGCGAAAGCUAUGUUUGUGCAUCCAUAGAGCCUUUCAAGAAACUGGACUAUACCAAAAAUGUAAAUCCCAACUGGGCAGUUGGUGCCAGGACUGCAGGUUCCCUCCGUGAUCCUUCUUCUCUUGGCAGUGCCAUGGCUGGAUCCCCAGAAACCAGGGAGACCAAAGACUUCAUAAAGCCUAAACUGGUGACGAUUGUCCGCAGUGGAGUAAAACCUCGCAAGGCUGUUCGGGUCUUGCUCAACAAGAAGACGGCACACUCUUUCGAGCAAGUUAUGAGUGACAUCACAGAUGCCAUCAAGCUGGACUCUGGAGUCGUCAAAAGGCUAUAUACUGUUGAUGGCAAAGUGGUCACAUGCCUUCAGGACCUUUUUGCAGAAGAUGACAUUUUCAUUGCUUGUGGUCCUGAAAAAUUCCGCUAUCAAGAUGAUUUCAAUUUGGAUGAUAGUGAAUGCAGGGUGACAAAAUCCUUAUCCUAUGGUCGACUCCCCUCGGUGCAUGGUCUCUCUUCCCCAAGAGCUGGCGGAAUGCCCCGUAGAAGCAAAUCUCCCUCAUCUGCUGGAUCGGCAAAUGGCACUGCAGGCAGUACGCUUUCCACACCUCGUUCUGUAAAGUCUCCAAGCCCUAUUUUAACCAGUCCAGCUAGCCUCCGACGACGACAGGGAUCACAACACAGUGGCUCUUCACUCUCAUUAGCUUCUACCAAGGUAUGCAGCUCAAUGGAUGAAGGAGAUGGUCCCAGCAGUGAAGCUGAGCCGCUGGAUGAAUGCUCCACAGUUCCUGCCUCCAUAGCAGACAGGUACAAAGUUGGAAGGAUUUUAGGGUAUGGAAACUUUGCUGUGGUUCGUGAAUGUGUGGAAAGAUCAACUGGAAGGGAGUAUGCUUUAAAAAUCAUCAGCAAAGACAAAUGCAAAGGAAAGGAGCACAUGAUACAGAGUGAAGUGGCCAUCCUCAGGCGUGUGAAACAUCCAAACAUUGUGCUUUUAAUUGAGGAAAUGGACUCCCAUAGCAACCUCUAUCUUGUAAUGGAGCUGGUGAAGGGGGGAGAUCUCUUUGACGCCAUUACAUCCUCCAACAGAUAUACAGAGCGUGAUGCCAGUUGUAUGCUGUUCAACCUGGCAAGUGCCAUCAAGUACCUUCACGGUCUCAAUAUUGUGCAUAGAGACAUAAAACCAGAAAAUCUGUUGGUGUAUGAACACCACGAUGGUAGUAAAUCUCUGAAAUUAGGUGACUUUGGCUUGGCUACUGUUGUCAAUGGUCUUCUUUACGCCGUUUGUGGAACGCCAACUUAUGUAGCACCAGAGAUUGUUGCUGAAACAGGAUAUGGCCUGAAGGUUGAUAUCUGGGCAGCUGGUGUCAUCACUUACAUACUGCUCUGUGGCUUUCCUCCUUUCCGUGGCAGUGGUGAAGACCAGGAGGCCCUCUUUGAAGACAUUUUAAAAGGCCAUCUUGAAUUUGCAGCACCAUAUUGGGACAAUGUGUCCGAGUUUGCCAAGGCUCUGAUCACGGGCAUGCUGCAGGUGGUUGUGGAUCAAAGAUACACAGCUGUACAAGUGCUGGAUCAUCCCUGGGUCAAUGGUGACAGUCUGCCUGAGAAGGGGCACCAGCUUCCUGUGGCUGGAAAAAUCAAGAAGCAUUUUAACUAUGGACCCAAGCUCAACAGCACAGCAGCAGGAGUGUCAGUAAUUACAACCACGCCACUUGAUAAAGAGAAGCAAGUUUUCCGACGAAGACGCCACCAGGAUGUAAAGCGAGCUACCCAACUGUUGCCCAGUGGUGGUGCCACCACCACCUCACAGAGUGCUGGCCUCGUCCUCUCUCCAGAGUGUGAAGAUUAUUCUGAAAGUUCAGCUGACACUGUUUGUUCACCCACUUCUCCCUUCUAAUAGCUUUGCUGAAAUCACAGCACCAUCUGGUCCUUUUUGGGAAAAGUUGCUGUUAAAAAUAACAAUGGUGAGUCUCUAGACAUGGACAUACAGAGUCCUUAAUUACUUGUACCCAUUUACCGGACAACCCAAUAAAACGAACAAAGCUAAACAGCAUGCAACAAUUGUGAACGGAUAUACAAUGCAUUUCUAUAAAUACUUUUUUUUUUCUUAAAACCUCUUUGGAUUGAGUGUGAAUUUCUCAAAUUUGACCUAUUUAUGCAGACUGAUUUCAAACUUUUGUCUGUAGCAAGCUAUUUUUAGCAAUCAUCUUUAGUAUUUCUUUUCCACUGGUGCUGUAAAGGAACUGCCAUUAAUACAGGUACACUGCAAUGAUUUUACCACUUCUAGUUCUUACAGGUAUUGGUUUUGGAUAUAAAUUUAGAUCGCUCAGCUACAUGUGCCUAUCCAAAUGGUAAUAUAUGGGUUUAUAGGUCAGCUAAACCCACAUCUGUAGGUAUAUAUUGGACAAACAAUUGGCUCAGUGAAUGAAAAACUAUAAGCAAAAAAGAUCUUUUGAGAUAAAAUAAUUUAAUGGAAAACUUAAUGGCCUCUCUUGAAAAUAAUUUAUUUCCUAAAGCCACCAAAAGCCACAGUUUUAUUAGGGUAAUUCAGUAGGGCCCCCUUAUGGUCUAUUACAGAGUACUGCCAGAAUCACCACAGGGAUGGCAUUACUGGAUCCAUGCAUUUAAAACCCUAGUUUCUGAAUAAAUACCUGAUUCGAUGAUAUGACAUGUUUAGUACCUUUCACUUUUGAAAAUUUAAUUCCAAAUGUAUCUUAAUACUUCAGUAUUGGCUUAAUAUCUUGUAUUGUGUGGAUUUAUUUUUUAAAGCCUUGUGCUUUGGGACUUAAAGAUGUGGUGCAUGACUCCUGAACACAUUGACAAAUGCAACUAUAUUGGAUCAUUAAAUCAUAUAAAUAAAAAACAAGCCCUCUUCUAACUUGUCUUCUAAAAGGGAUGUAGGUUGUUCAUUAACGGUAAAUCAUCAAAUAUACAGAUCUGCUUGAUUAUUAAAAUAGUUAUAAGAGCUGCUGUAAUGGAUGAAUAUGUGCUGUGUAGUAUGUUGAAAAUUGCACCUUUUUAGGCAAUGCCUUGGCACACCUUGAAUCAAGUGCAAUUAGGUGAACUGUUCAAAGUGCACAAUACUAAAUGUCCAUUUUGAAUGCUGACACACCAAAUUGUGUUUCUGAUAGACCACUGAAACACCUAUCAGAAUUAGUUAACUGGUGCAACAUGAACUAUUUUUCACACUAAAUUCAACUGUGCUUCCACAAAUUGUUUUGUGAUUUAUGCAAGUCCUUUUAACUACAAAUACCUGCUGUAUGUUUUCCUAUUGCUUAAUUCAUUUGCUUAGACUAAAGUUCUGAAUGUGAUUGUCCUUUUGAGUUUUCCAGGUUCUAACCUGCAUGCAUGAUGAAAUGCAUAGCUACUCUGGUCUUUUAAUGUAAAAAAACAGACAUGCAAAAACAUCUGCAACUGUUGUUUAUGAAUAGUUUGGAUUAUGGUAACUGUCCAUGAUAAUUGAUUUGAUUAAAUUAAAAGAUGUAUACUGUA